AUGGAGGACCCCGAGAAGAAAGUGAAUCAGAAGAGUGAUGGCAAACCCCGGAAAGUACGAUUUAAAAUCUCCUCCUCCUACAGCGGUCGAGUACUGAAGCAGGUCUUUGAGGAUGGGCAGGAAUUAGAGUCACCAAAGGAGGAAUAUCCUCACAGUUUUCUGCAAGAGUCUCUUGAACCAAUGGAUGGUGUUUAUGGGUCUGGGGAAGCCCCCAGGCCCCAGCUGUACUCCCCUAAGCUGACUGCUCAGAGGAUCAGUGUGUUUAGAGAGGGUAAUGCCUACACCUUGGCAGGCGGCCAGCCUCUGUUCAACGAUUACAAGGCGAAUGACCAUAAGCCCCUACCUAUUAUAGAUUUUGGAAAGAUAAUCAUCUACACUAAUAACCUGAAAAUCAUUCGAACCCCAAUGGACAAGAGAGACUUUGUGAGGAAAAUUCUCCAGAAGGAAGAAGAGGCUGAGGAAGCAUCUCUGAUGAACAAAGAAGAAAGCUAUGGAGGCAGGGACCAGCAAGAUAGACCUUUGGUGGAGGCAGAAAGCACAUUCCCCCAUAACCGGUAUACUCAGGAAGGGGAUAUUCCCGAGGACAGCUGUUUUCACUGCCGAGGGUCGGGCAGUGCCACCUGCUCUCUGUGCCAUGGCAGCAAGUUCUCCAUGCUGGCCAACAGAUUUAAGGAGUCCUAUCGGGCCCUGAGGUGCCCUGCCUGCAAUGAGAAUGGCCUACAGCCUUGCCAGAUUUGCAAUCAAUAGCCCGUGGCUUUUGCAUGUCCACUGUUAUCUUACCCUCCCUGAAGUUCUUUCUAAUAAACCGCCCCCUUCUCCUCCUGCCUCCCCCAACAAGGAGGCCGCAGUGGCUGCAGUCACUCCCACUGCUGGCAAAACUCAAUUAUCUGGUGACAUUUUGUGAGGCUGGUAACAUCUCGGUGUGGGUCUAAGUGGCAGGGGCAUUUUCGAAUUAGAGUCUGCUUUGAAACUGGUUCUAAAAUUACCCUUCCAGGAUGGUGUGAGUGUAUCUCACUUGACUUAGCUCAGUUUUCUCCUUGCUUCAGUGAACAAAUACAUGUACACUUCAGGCAUCAGGUUGGGAGUUAUUUUGCAAAAUUAUGUGGUGAGAAAAGAAUAAAAAAGGCAGGUUUCUGAUAAACUGAAUUCUUGUUGCUUAUAAUGCAUCUCAAAUGAUUAUUGGUCAAAUUGAAUUUCUGAUUAAGCAGAAGAGGAAAGAGACAGCCAAUGCUGAACGCACUAACAGGCCACAGCAAGCAAAAUGGGAUGUUCAUUCUGGAGACAGGCAAGCCAAAAAGCCUUCCCUUUCAAAGUCCUGAACCUCUUCCAUGCUGUGUGCUUAGAUAAUAUUUAUGCAGACAGUAAGCAAUACUAUUUCUUAAGUCAACAGGAGAUAAGACAUUUUUGCGUGCCUCUAACUACUGAGGUUAUAAGCCAAGUCAAAGCUAUUUAUGAUAAAUUUGGUGCUCAAAUAUGUGUGUAUGAUAUAACUUUUUUCCAGCCCCUGAAUUACUACCAAAUAAAUAAAUCCACUUUAAGUCUAGAACCUAGCCAUGAUCUCUUCAUAAAGAACUGCAGAUAUUUUAUAGAUUACCUACUGGAAACCUCUAAAAGAAAAAAAUUAACCAAGGCUGAUUUUUAGCAGUAAUGUUUCUACUAUCCAUGAAUAUGCAUAGUAAGGAUGAUUCUUUCCUCUUGAGGUUGGUUAUAAAAUUAGAACAUACUUUUGUUAAUGAACUUUUGUAGCUCUAAUACCCACUCCCCAAGCCCUUAAGAAUAACACUGCAAAAUUUAUCUCUUGAGACCUGCUGCGUUCUGUGAUAAUAAUUUUGAUUUCAUAACUUAAUAAUUUCUCAAGAUUUGUUUGUUAUUCUCUAAUAUUCAGCAUUUAAU
Molecule: messenger RNA, 1893 nt
Organism: Piliocolobus tephrosceles (Ugandan red Colobus)
Lineage: Eukaryota; Metazoa; Chordata; Mammalia; Primates; Cercopithecidae
Gene: GRXCR2
Product: glutaredoxin and cysteine rich domain containing 2
Exons: 3
Coding region: 1-747 (248 amino acids)
Biological process (GO): sensory perception of sound
Cellular component (GO): stereocilium shaft; stereocilium base; microvillus
Source: RefSeq, a predicted model, not a curated record